Molecule: messenger RNA, 1461 nt
Organism: Mustela lutreola (European mink)
Lineage: Eukaryota; Metazoa; Chordata; Mammalia; Carnivora; Mustelidae
Product: conserved oligomeric Golgi complex subunit 2-like
Exons: 3
Coding region: 582-1055 (157 amino acids)
Biological process (GO): protein transport; intra-Golgi vesicle-mediated transport; Golgi organization
Cellular component (GO): COG complex; membrane
Source: RefSeq, a predicted model, not a curated record
UUUUGUUUUUUUUUUCUUUCACUGUUCAGCUUCUUUUUGAAUGGGGUUGACGCUUUCUAAUGUGGGGGGCAAGAGGGAAGUGUAUCCAGUCCACUUGAUGGCAGAUGCACUGUGAGUGAUUUCUCACCAGCUCCCAGAGCACCGAGCUUGCUCUUUCUCCCAUUGGGUAAAUGUAAACUUGGAGUCCGCUGCUCUGAGCGAUUUCCCAGGUUGCUGCUAGGCGGUCAGUUUUAGCUGAUUGAGGAGACAGCAGUAGUUAGUACUGGGGAGGUACUUGGGAGGGAGAAUGAGGCAGGCGGAGAAGAAGAGGGGGAUGCGGGUAUGAACGGUAGGACAGGGAAAGAGAGAGGAGGGGGUUAGAGAAUGGGAAAAGAAGGGAGAAGAAGGGCACGAAUGGGAGAGCCCGAGGAACGUGAUGGAAACUUGCAGUUGUACCCACACUGACCUAAAAUAGCUCCAUCCCCUUGCCUGGGCCCUGUGGCCUGGGCCAGGCUGCGUCAGUGGCUUCUACGACCUCCCCGCUCCUCACCCCUCGCACCUGGGGCCUGCUGCACAGACAGUUUGUCCUGAAAAUUGAUGGCAUGCAGGUGCAGGUGGCAUGGGGGGCGGUGGGGGUGGCAGGUUUUAACUUUGGGAAUUACACUUCUCUAAUUGUCUCUACUAGCCCUCUCUGGACUAGAGAGAUUUUGGAGAGAAUUGCCACAGAAUUUAACCAGUUACAGUUUCAUGCUGUUCAGAGCAAAGGCCUGCCUCUUCUGGACAAAGUAAGACCACGUAUAGCCCACAUUACGGCCAUGCUGCAGCAGUUCCUGGGAGGCCUGCUGCUAGAAGGGCUUCAGACUUCCAAUGUGGACAUCAUAUGGCACUGCCUCCGGACUUACGCUACAAUUGACAAGACACGGGAUGCAGAGGCGUUAGUCGGUCAAGUACUGGUGAAACCGUACAUGGAUGAGGUGAUUGUAGAGCAGAUCGUUGAGUCUCAUCUGGACGGCCUGAAGAUCAUGUAUGCUAAUAAGCUCCUGGAGUUCGUUCCUCACCACUGCCGCCUUCUUUGAGAGGUCACAGGAGGAGCCAUCUCAAGGUGACGUAAACUGCUGUGUAUGCACCUGAGCUCAGUUUAGUGACCACCUGUCACCUCCUCAUGUGCCGCUGAUCCCUGGCUGUCCUGUCUGACCCGGGAACGUGUGCUCUUCCCUAUUUGUUACCAGUGCUGUGAGGCAGGUGUCGCUUGCCUGGGUUUACAGGGAAAGGGAAUGAAGAGUGGGGACGAAUCUCAACGGUGACAUUUGUGUGACUCCAGAGCCUCUGCUUUUCUCUUGUCUAUACUUUCUCCUUAACCAGGUUCAAAAUCAAAAUUGGUUUCCUUCCAUUAUUGUGAUGUCAUCAUCGGUCUAGAAAUACCAAUUCAUUUUAAUUCAACACGUUUUAUACUGAUGGCAAUUAAAGUCAUGUUCGGUUUUC